AUGGGACACGACGCCGGUAACUACGGCAACUAUGGCAGCUACGGGAACAGCAAUCAAGCAGGUUUCGCUGCGUUCUCCCUUUCUUCUCCCCUUUUCCCCAUGACCCUCACAUUCCAACCAUCGCAAUUCGAUCCGAACACCAUGAUUGUCCAACGCAUGGUCAACGGGGCCACCAUUCCAUCCUACUCCAUCACCAAAUCCAAAAAUACCCUAACAUUCUCUCGCAUCGACGCCGGCAACACCAUGAUCCAACCCCCAUCCAUCGGCUCCGCGACAAUCCACUCGCUCAGUUCAAACGUCGACAUCUCUCUCUUCGGUCACCAUAUCAGCAUGAAAUGUUCCCAGCUCUCUGGCAACUACACUCUCACCUGCCCGCCCAUGAGGAAGUUGAAAUGGGAAAAUAGCAUGAGUGGCUCCACGCUGAAACUCAUCGACACCUCCUCUGGCUCUCAACUAGUAAAACUUAAAAAGGACACAUUACAGGUUUUUGUGCCCUGUGAUGAUUUUCUGCUGGAUUUGAUUGUGAUUUCGGGAACGGUGGCCGGACAAGAGCAGAAGAAAAUAAACAAUGCUGCGGCGAAUGCGGCGGGUGAUGUCAUCUCGGCAGUUGUAGGAGUAUAA
Messenger RNA from Rhinocladiella mackenziei CBS 650.93, 621 nucleotides. RefSeq lists its product as uncharacterized. The record is from RefSeq and is a predicted model, not a curated record. The coding region runs from base 1 to 621 and encodes 206 amino acids. Lineage: Eukaryota; Fungi; Ascomycota; Eurotiomycetes; Chaetothyriales; Herpotrichiellaceae. The transcript has a single exon.